UUCUCAUCUACCGAGGGGCUUAUUGCGUUACACGCUCGUAGCCCCGACCUGCCUUCCAAAAAUAAGCCCCUGCCACCAUGCCGAAAGAAGAAAAACAAGAGUGGUAUUUUUAGGGGCAUUAAUUUUGACCACGUGCCCCGAGGGUAAACCGGAUGGCCACUGCGCAAAGGUUCCUCAUCAGUAUGUGCGAGAGCAGCGGGCGCUGGACGUGGACUGCGGUUGUUCUGCUGGGCUUUCUGCUUGGGAUCGUGUCCUCCUACCCCACCUUGAACAGGACUAAUGCAACUUCACCGGAGAAAAGGUGGGAGACGCUCUUCUCGCGCUCCGUUUUGGGGAUCUCGGUGGAGAAAUCGGACCUGAACUGGGAGAGUGACUAUUUGCUGGGCAUUAAGAGAGUGCGGAGGCUGUACUGCAACGUGGGCAUCGGGUUUCACCUGCAGGUCCUGCCAGACGGAAGGAUAAACGGUGUCCAUAAUGAGAACCAGUACAGUCUAAUAGAAAUCUCAGCGGUAGAGAGAGGAGUGGUUAGUCUAUACGGAGUGAAAAGCAAGCUGUUUGUCGCAAUGAGCAGCCGCGGAAGGUUAUACGGAACGAGGGCCUUCCGUGACGAGUGCAAGUUCAAGGAGACACUGCUGCCCAACAAUUACAACGCAUACGAGUCUUCCAUUUACAAGGGCUUUUAUAUCGCCCUCAGCAAACAUGGCCGCUUGAAGCGAGGCUACAAGGCUUCCCCAGCAAUGACUGUCACACAUUUCCUCCCACGUUUAUAAGCAAACCU
Molecule: messenger RNA, 778 nt
Organism: Sinocyclocheilus grahami
Lineage: Eukaryota; Metazoa; Chordata; Actinopteri; Cypriniformes; Cyprinidae
Gene: fgf6a
Product: fibroblast growth factor 6a
Exons: 3
Coding region: 153-770 (205 amino acids)
Molecular function (GO): growth factor activity
Source: RefSeq, a predicted model, not a curated record